This is a messenger RNA of Parascedosporium putredinis, 2736 nucleotides long. NCBI's taxonomy places the organism in Eukaryota, Fungi, Ascomycota, Sordariomycetes, Microascales, Microascaceae. The record is from the annotation of a GenBank genome assembly.
AUGACAGAAUAUUCCCGCCAUGGCUCGACCGCUUCUCGCCGAAGCCCGUCCUCUUCCGUCCCGCCGACCGCCUCUCCGACCGCUUCCCAACAACCCAACAGCGCUCAGCACAAGCGCGUAUAUCAGGCCUGCAUACCUUGCCGCCGACGCAAGGUCCGGUGCGACCUAGGCAGCAGUAAGGAGUGCUUCUUCAGCGCCACUCGUCGCAAGCGCAAGACGGAUGAUGGCCCCGAUACCGAUGCCUACGCAGAUGAAUACAUAAUCCGAAACGGCCGUAAGCGCCUAUAUACCGGUGCCCCCUCUCCGACCCCCGACCGGCGCCAGUACAGCGAAGCCCCUCUUGUUCCUAGAGGGAGCCACGUUCGGCGUGAACCUUUGCGCCGUCCCGAGGGCGCUCGCAGCACUACAAGCACCGGUCGCGCCAGCACGAGUAGUCACCACAGCGACUUUGGUGCCGGAACCGGCGACGACUCCAACGCCCAGUUGGAGAACAUUGAAGCUCAGACCGUAAUGCGCCAGGGCGUAUACGGAACCCACGAUGCUCUUGACCUUCUAUACAAGGCUGCCACUGAUGGGCCUCACGCGACGAGCGAUGACAAGGUCGACGGACCUCCCGCGACCACCACCUCGAACCCUCCACCUGUGAGCACCCACACCGCUCCGCCGCCGCACCGCAACUCGCGAGAUCAUCCGAGGUCUACUAUUCACAAGGGCCCCAAGGUAGAGCCCGGGAUAGACCCGGCUCUGAUUAAGAGAAACCUAGCGACGGAUCCUGGCUACGCCGAAGCUAUCAAGGCCUGGAGCCGCUUCCGCUUCGUCCGCGCCGGCUGGUUUUCCGCUCAGGAGGCCAUUGAAUACAUCGACUACUAUUAUGAAUACCUCUCUCCACUCACCCCUAUCUCACCACCUACUUUCCGUAACCCCGGCUCCCACCUUACCUUGCUUACCGAGGAGCCUGUGCUGACCGUAACCCUGCUUACGAUCGCGUCGAGAUUCCGAAAGCUCUCGGGCACCGGCGGAGAGUGCCGCGCAAACGCCAUCCACGAGCAGCUCUGGUCCUAUCUCCGGGGCAUGAUUGAGCGCUGCUUGUGGGGCCAGGAGGCUUUUGGUGGUGGGAGUCUGCGAACUCUUGGCACUAUCGAGUCGCUCAUGAUACUCACGGAGUGGCAUCCUCGCGCACUUCACUUUCCCGCCCCUGAAGCCAUUGACGAGCUGAUGCUACCAUCGUACGAUCGAACGGACCCCAGCUCCUUUCUCAAUGACGACAGUGCGCAGCGCCACGCCGGAGUGGGUGGGAAGAGGAUUGAGAGCUGGCUGGAGCCGGCGUGGAGAAGCGAUCGCAUGUGUUGGAUGCUCCUCAGCACGGCUACUGGUCUUGCGUACGAGCUCGGCGUUUUUGAUGACAUCGACGAGCUACUGCGAGACGGGGCCAUCACUCGUCCGGAAUAUGAGGAGGAAGCCUACCGCCAACGCGCCUAUCGUAUCAAGAGGCUGCUUCUUAUCUACGUUACACAGCUCGCUGGAAGGCUGGGCUGGACCAACAUGGUCCCCGAGUCCCUACGGAAAAGCGACCCCGCAGUCUCGCGUAGGCGGCCGACAACCGUCGAGGGGGCAACACCCGUAACAAAUCCGUCCUCUCUAUCCAAUUCCUUCAACUAUAUUCCCGACCUCGAGUUGGAUGACCAAAUAAUCCACUGCUGGGCAGGAAUCAGCAACGCCAUGCACAUAGGAAAUGAGAAGCUCUUCAAAUCGAGGAAACAUACGGCCGACAUCAUCCAGAGCGGCAAGUAUAUCGAUAUGCUCAAGGAGUUCCAUCCCAUCCUGCGAGAGUGGCACACCGAGUUUGAGCGCUUCCGCCUGCCUCCCUAUAUCCGCUACAUCUUGAGCAUCGAGUACGAAUAUGUCCGUAUCUACGUCAACUCCCUUUCCCUCCAGGCCGUCGUGGAGCCUUUCCCCCAGACGCAAAAUUACUUUGGGAAGCUGCCGCUCGGCCAGCUGGGCGGCUUUUCCGUUGUUGACCAGGAAUACAUCAAGGAGGUCGUAAGCGGCUGUCGCAGCCUCCUCAGAAUCGUGGUGGACGGUCUUUUGCCUGGAGGCUACCUCAAGCACGCCCCAGUCAGGACCUACUUUCGCAUUAUUAGUGGUGCGAUGUUUUUGCUCAAAACCUUUGCUCUCGGCGCGCCUCGGGCCGAUGUCAAGCUCAGCAUUGACCUCAUGGAUAGCACGGUCGAGGCUCUACGAAACUGUGUGGCACCGACCAUUGCGCAGGCGGCCUCUGCCGAUGCCAGAAGCGACCACGAGUCGACCGCCGUUCCUGGAACGAACGGCAUCGGUGCGCAGACCACUAGUGACGCCAACGGCUGGCCUCUGGAUGCCACCAAACUUCGAGGUGACAUUAAUGGACACGAUCGUCUCGGCUCACCGGCGCCAGCAACCAUUUCCGCAACGCCAUUUGACCUCAGUACCGGGACAUUCCCAUACCCAUCUGGGACCGCUUCGGUCCUUAACCCCUCGACACCCGCUGCUAUCGACAGCGUGGUCGAGGGUGGACCUAACGGCACCGGGGCCGGCAGUGGCGGCAACGUUGCUAGUGCCUUUGAUGAAUGGAACACACCAGGCAACGAGAUGUGGUAUCUCCCCCUGGGUGUCAAUGUGGGUGGCAUGGAUCUUUUGGAGUACAUGGUUAUGGACCAGCCCUUCACAAACCUUGACGGGCACUCGUAUGGUGGGUCGUGA